Molecule: messenger RNA, 534 nt
Organism: Phymastichus coffea
Lineage: Eukaryota; Metazoa; Arthropoda; Insecta; Hymenoptera; Eulophidae
Product: large ribosomal subunit protein eL20-like
Exons: 3
Coding region: 1-534 (177 amino acids)
Biological process (GO): translation
Cellular component (GO): ribosome; cytosolic large ribosomal subunit
Molecular function (GO): structural constituent of ribosome
Source: RefSeq, a predicted model, not a curated record
AUGAAGGCCAAGGGAGAAUUGAAUGAAUAUGAAGUUAUUGGGCGAAAGCUUCCAUCGGAGAAGGAAAAAAAUACUCCUCUUUAUAAAAUGAGAAUAUUUGCCCCAGAUGCUAUUGUUGCCAAAUCAAGAUUUUGGUACUUUUUGCGUCAGCUAAAAAAAUUUAAAAAAUCAACUGGUGAAAUUGUAUCACUAAAACAGAUCAAAGAAAAAACGCCAACGAAAAUUAAAAAUUUUGGAAUUUGGCUGAGGUACGAUUCACGAUCUGGAACUCAUAAUAUGUACCGUGAAUAUCGAGAUCUAUCUGUAAGUGGUGCAGUGACUCAGUGCUACAGAGACAUGGGAGCACGUCAUCGUGCAAGGGCACAUUCAAUUCAAAUCAUUAAGGUAGAGAUUGUUAAAGCAGCAAAUUGUCGAAGACCACAAGUAAAACAAUUUCAUGAUUCAAAAAUACGGUUCCCUCUGCCAAAACGAAUCCAACACAGAAACCGUAUGCCUGUAUUCAGCGUUCGCAAGCCUAAGACUUACUUCCUUUAA